Molecule: messenger RNA, 2409 nt
Organism: Sphaeroforma arctica JP610
Lineage: Eukaryota; Ichthyosporea; Ichthyophonida
Exons: 15
Coding region: 62-2062 (666 amino acids)
Source: RefSeq, a predicted model, not a curated record
CGCAUACCCAUUUAUGCCGCGUUAGCACAACCGAAGCCUUCGAAGCACUUCGUACGUAGUCAUGCAAGCGAUUAAAUUCGCUCAGUCGGUGCGCCAAGCCACACGCGCCAGCGCACUAAGUCUCACGCGUGCCUCUCGGUUUGUUCCCAUUGCAGCUGUCGCAUGCACCCGUGUACGGACAAGAUUCCUGUCUAGUGAGCCUCACUUACACAGUGAUGGCAAACCGUCAGGGCUCGUUCUCACAGUGGCUAAUCCCGCAGUCAUCUUAAACAAUAUUGCUCAGCGCUAUGAAUCAAUCUCGCGUAUCUUGAUGGAGUACAUCGACAACGCCAUUGACGACCGCGAAGCCGACUUCAGACAGAAUGGCAAUGAGUACGAUAAACCGGUGGACAUCCGCAUCACACUCGACAGUAAGAGACGCACAAUCAAAAUCACCGACAACAGCAGUGGCAUGCCACAGCAGCAGCUCACCGAAGCCAUUCUAACGGCGGGCGAAAGUAAAAAGAAAGGCGUUCCAUGGCUCAACGGUCAGUUCGGAUUCGGUAUUCACGCGUUUCGGGCUGCGGCGAAAACCAUCAAAUUAGAGUCAAAGACUCACGAUGGUCCCCUGUUGAGUGUUACUCUGGAUCGAGAUCGUCACACCGACAUAGAGCCGCCACACAUCAUCGUGCACCCUGAGACGCCCAUUUACACCAGCGGAACGAAUGUCUACAUCUCCGGAGUCGAUCCAGAGUGGCUGCGAGGGGUGGACAUCAACGUUAUCGCGGAGGAAAUUCAGUAUCACUUCGAGCGCUUGCUUUGUCGCCCUGAUCUGUCGAUUACUGUGGAAGAAAUCGUUGGCAAAGUGAUGAAGCGACGCAAGUGUAUACCUUUUGAUUAUGAGAAAAUCGAAGGGGUCGAGUUCCGAGACGAUUUCACAGUGCAUGGGCACUCCGUGACUGUGAAUUUGAAGGUGACCACCCAUGAGUACACAGGGUGUCGCCCACGGUUCUUCUCAUUGGGACGGCGCAUUAACGAAGUAGACAAAAUGCAGUCGUUCGCUAAGCACAGCCAGUACAAGUCCACUCUGUGGUCGCAUCCCAACAUCAUCGGUUACAUCGAUGUGACAGAUGCCGUGCAAACAGUCAUCACCAGAGACGAGUUCCAGACGGGAGCUGAGCGUCGCGCGCUGUACGAUCGCCUGACAGCACUGGAACCCAAAAUCAAAGCAGCGCUCGAUAUGGAAACGGCACAGCACACAGUCAAGGAGAUGACCAAAUAUGGCGUUGAUCUGAGUGAGGCCUUCUUUGACAUGAUGACCGACCAGGAAAAGGUCAAGCGACGCAUUGCGAGAGCCAUGGAAAAGAAGCGCCGAAGUUUACCCGGAAUGACGGUCGAGGAGCUCGAGGUGAUAAAGCCUAAGCCGCAGCCAAAACCACAGCCAAAAGCAGAACCGGUGACGCAAAGUCAACCGACGAAAGUGCAGAAGCCUGAGCCAAUUGAUGGGGAGAAACUCAGACAGCAACGGGAGACGCAGGAAAAUACCCUCGAAGCAAAACCGCUGACGCAAAGUCAACCGACGGAAGUGCAGAAGCCUGAGCCAAUUGAUGAGGACAAACUCGGACAGCAACGGGAGGCGCGGGAAAAGGCCCUCGAAACAGAACGACUCAAGAAAAAGCACGACACCAUGAUUCAGAUGCAGUUCAUAGAGAUGCCAGCAGCUGAAGACCAGCCACUUCAUCGAUCUGUGAUGGUGGGCAACCAGAUCCACAUCAACACAUUACACCCUGACUUCAUCUCCCGUCUGGGUGCUGCUAAGGGUGGCCAUAUGGUGAAGGUCACUGACCGCACAGCACAGUACUUGUCGCAUCUCAUCGCAUAUCACUACAACGAUAGACAAUAUAGCGAAAAGGACAUGCAUCCCGAUCGCACAACACUAAUGAAUGACAUAAUGGACACCGCUACGCUAUUCGAGGACCACAUGCGCACGCAUUUCCAAGUCAAAACACCAAAUCUAAUUAAGGGACAGACCAAGAAGCCCAACAAGGCAUUGGGCGAUGCCAUAGAAGUGAUUGAGAGUUAACGUGCAAUCUCACACAUCAGACAUUGCCUCAAUUGUAGCGUACCGAUGGCAGCCCUAUAACUAAGACAAACAGGACGAGAGCCUAUCGCACACAGAUACGGAGCACAUAGCCUCCAUCGUGCAUCAUACGCCCACGUGAACGGUGGAUUGAAAUAAACGCUUUAUCACUUGCGAGGGGGUUGUAAGGCAUCGUCCUACUCAUAAUUGCACCAAACAGCACGAGUGCAAGGAAUGGACACUAAUCCCUAAGCUAUCGCCAGGAAAUGCUUUCAGAGUGUGGCGGCAAAUGAUGUGUGCCAUCAAUCGUCGUGCACAAACACUGUCAAUAAACGCUACAAAAUAUCGCA